Tympanuchus pallidicinctus (lesser prairie-chicken) is the source of this 6789-nucleotide messenger RNA. RefSeq names its product trophoblast glycoprotein (gene TPBG). Gene Ontology annotation, cellular component: plasma membrane. The coding region runs from base 112 to 1251 and encodes 379 amino acids. Gene Ontology annotation, molecular function: protein binding. Gene Ontology annotation, biological process: negative regulation of canonical Wnt signaling pathway. The record is from RefSeq and is a predicted model, not a curated record. The transcript has a single exon. Lineage: Eukaryota; Metazoa; Chordata; Aves; Galliformes; Phasianidae.
UUUGCCCCCGUGCCGCGGCUCUCUCUGCAGGAAGCGGAGCGCGGCCGCGUGCGCUCGCCGGGGAAAGUUUGGUCCCGGGCCGAAGCGCCGCCUGCCCGCGGGGCGGGCGCGAUGCCGGGGCGCGAGGCCGAGCGGCGCGGGGCGCUGUGCCUGGGGCUGCUGUUGCACGCCCUUCUGGGCUGCGGCUCGGCGCAGCCGCCCGCCGCCUGCCCGGCCCCCUGCGAGUGUUCGGAGGCGGCCAAGACGGUGAAGUGCGUGAACAAGAACCUGACGGAGGUGCCGCCCGACCUGCCGCCCUACGUGCGCAACCUCUUCAUCACCGGCAACCGCCUGGACCGCCUGCCCGCCGGCGCGCUGUCCGCCCCGCGCCUGGCCGAGCUGGGAAGCCUCAACCUCAGCGGCAACCACCUGCGGGCCGUGGAGGCCGGUGCCUUGGCCGCCCUGCCCGCCCUGCGGCAGCUGGACCUCGGCGGCAACCCGCUGGCGGAGCUCAGCCCUCUGGCCUUCGGGCAGGCCGGCCCGCUGGAGGAGCUGGCCCUGCGCGGGGCCCUGCGGAAGCAGGACGCGCUUCUUGGCCUGGCUGCCCUGCUGCAGGCUGGGGCCCUCCGCAACCUCAGUCGCCUGGAGCUGGCCGACAACGGGCUGCUGUUGCUGCCCGCCGGCAUGCUGGGCGCACUGCCUGCUCUGCGGCACCUAGACCUCAGCAACAACUCGCUGGUGGGGCUGCGGAACGUCUCCUUCCAGGGGCUGGUUCGUCUGCAGAGCCUCAACCUCAGCGACAACUCGCUGGGAGUGCUGCGGAAUGGCACCCUGGCCCAGUGGCGCGGGCUGCCCGCCCUGCGGCGCAUCAGCCUCAGCCGCAACACCUGGGUGUGCGACUGUGCCAUCGAGGACAUGGUGGCCUGGCUGAAGGAGAGCGACCAGGUGGAGGGCAAGGAGGCCCUGAGCUGCGCCUUCCCCGAGAAGAUGGCGGGCAGAGCCCUGCUGAAGCUCAACACGUCAGAGCUCAACUGCUCCACACCCGUGGACGUGCCCUCCCAGCUACAGACUUCCUACGUCUUCUUAGGGAUAGUCUUGGCUCUCAUCGGGGCAAUUUUCCUCCUGGUUUUGUACUUGAACCGAAAAGGGAUCAAAAAGUGGAUGCACAACAUCAGAGAUGCCUGCAGGGAUCACAUGGAGGGAUAUCACUACAGGUAUGAGAUCAACGCCGACCCCAGGUUAACAAACCUCAGCUCCAACUCGGACGUCUGACAGCGCCGCGGCAGUGGCCGUGCACCAUAGCUAUGCAUGACAUAUAGACUGAUGCUUUGCCCUUGUGCUCGCUUCCCUUUCCCCAGAGAAAUCUCGGACAUGCUCACAGCAUGAAGGGGAUAUGCCUCUGUGCGUUGCUCAUUGCCAUCCUCCCUUUGUUCUGAGACGCCGGGCAGCUGCGCAUGGUGUUGCACUGCACGCAAGAAACAAGCUGCUACUUCUCCUCUUCCUUACCAAUUCUCAUGGUGGGAAAUUUUUUCAAGAUCUCAAAAGAGAAAAGGAUACUGUGCUACAAAGCCACCGGAGUUUAUAACAGAUACAUACACCCCCCCCCCCCACACACACACAAUUAUCAUUCAACAAAACCUGCCUCAACUUUUUGAGAAAAACGUUAAAUCCUCUGUGCCAGUUUUAAAUCUUGUAUAUCUGAAUCCUGAUGAUAAUGUUUCCAUUUCAUAGACUUAACUUUGGAUUUAGAAAAACAAAAAAAAACUCCUUUUAACAAGUCCUCUGUUACAAAGAAGGAAAUCAAACAGUGAGCACGCACAAAUACUUCUUAGUUUAACGUGUUAGGACACUUACAGUCUCAGUGAAUCACUUACUAUUUUGUACUGUAAUUUUUGAUUGCAGUUUACCUGAAAAUGGAUUUUUUUUUCUAUACAUAAACUGCAUCUAAACUCCAUUUGAACUGUUCAAUUCAAUAAACAGUCUUGCAAGAACUUGUGUGGAAGUUUCCUGUUUAAUGAGAAAUGAAUGGACAUCUAAGAAUGUUAAUAACUUUGUGGGCUCUGGAGUAAUAGCCCUCGGCAGUACUCCGAAUAAAAUCCUGUACGUGUGUAGCUUCGAGAUAUAAAUGUUGAUAAUGGUUCUGUGAUGUACACUUUAAGAAUUACACUGAUUACGACGAGAGUGGUUCCACUUGGCACAAAAGCCCUGAUCUGCUCUCUUGAGACAACUGCAAAACGUCAGGACGGAUGCGAGGGUCUGUCUAGCUGGGAAGGUAGAAGCUGAAUUUACAUUAGGUUUUCUCUACCAUAUUGAAAAACAUUCAGAUUAAACUGUGGAGUUGGUAAGCUAAAGAAAAUUGUACCUGAAUGGAAUUGUUUUUUUAUAAAAGACAUACUUGCAGAUUCUGAUUGAAAUUGGAUGCAGCUCAGUCGGUGAGCUUCAGACUUGUAAAUCAGUGCAGCACUUGGUAAAUUAAGUGCUUACUGUUUCAUUUAAAACUCUCAAUGCAGUCCUUUAGUGAUUACAUUGAGUAACUUGAUGGAGCUUACGUUUAUCUUUAAACUUCUAGCAAGUACAUUCAAGAAUUGUAUUAUUUCUCAUGCUUAUUACUUGCUUGGGAAUGCUUUGUCAUGUAAAUAUAUGAAGCAUGCAGAGAAAAACUUGAAAAAUGCAUCAUCUAAUAAGUAAUUCUGGUGGCUUAUCAAAAGGUUAACAAGAACCUUUCAAACACCACCGAUAAUUAAUGCACUUUUUCUAAUACGUUCAUAGGUUCUUGACAAAAAACGUACACCGAGUGUGAAAGUGUAAUGUAAGUUGGUACAUUUCAGUACAGUGGUGGAGCUUUUCUCAUGGUCACUGUUACUGGAAGCUCUCAAGAAUCUCUAAAAUAUUACGAGUUAGCUGCUAAUUUCCUUCAUUUUCAAAAGGUACAGUUUUUCUCAUAGGUAUGCACCUUUUGGUAAGAGCUCAUAAAUAUAAAACAGUCCUCAAGGUAUCAGAAAAAAUGUGAUCUAUUCUGGGCAUCACUAUUAUUCAAAUGCAUUUUUCUCUCCUUGUAACUUCAGACACUGUCAGAGCAAAUAGCACAAGUUGGUUCGGACUAAUUUUCUAUUGCUUUAAAUGGGCUUUAUUCAAUACCAGCUAUUUUUUUAAUGUGCUUUUAUACACUUGCCCUCAAAAGUAAUAAAGAAUAUUAAGUACAAUUAAUAUUUUGAUAAAUCUAUGUAUUCUACAACUGAUGUGAGUUAGCGAUAGCCUGUUUCUGCUGGUGUACUUUAAAUGUAUGAGCAAUACCUGAAUAACAGCAUCUGAACUUAAGUUUGUGGAUUCUUAAAUUGCUGGCCUGAACAUUAGCUGCACAUAACUUAAGGAUAGUGUAAAAAGCCCAGUGUGGUUAAUUAUUACUGUGCAACUAUGCAUACUGUUCAUACUUAGCAUACAUACAAUAAUCCAUGUAACAAGGUAGAGCUUACAGUAGCUGUGCAGUGUGUCGUGUAUUUUGGAGAUUAUCAGCUUACACUCAUCUAUACAGUACCAAGAGGAGAAAAGCAUCAUCUUUGCUCCUGUAGUAUUAACAAAAUGUGUACAACCAAGCCAUUUCUUGGGCAGUGUCCUGGUUUUGGUAACAUGCUUUCAAGUAACUGCAGUAGAAACCUAUUAUUCAUAGUGUGUUAAUGUAAUAAACAUGCAUUUAUGGAACUGUGUAAGGUUAGGCAAUGACUUGAAUCACAGUCUGUCACCACUGGACUGAGUAUUUGUAUAGUGAGCAAGUGUAACUGUUGUACCACACUUCUUAUUCUAAAGAUAAUUAUUAUUUUUGUAUCAUAGAAUGUCUUUGUGAUAGAGUUUUAUUAGAGACUUGGUGAUGGCUACUUUAAAAUAUUUCUUUCCCGCUUGCUUACAUGUACAUUUAAUUAGGAUGUAACAGUAAGCAUGUGUCAAUAUUGUGUUGGAUAACAUUCUCCUGCAGUGUUUGGCUGACAGUGAAUGCCUUGGUGUUUUGUACAAUGCAUUUGUUCUUAAAUCCCCUUCUAUAAACAGUGCUUGAAAUCUGUUAUCCCUUCCUAUUACAAAAUAGGUAUGGUGGUACUCGGAAGACAUUUAAAAAAUAGCUUCCAAAGUGCUUCAGAGCUUGGUUUAAAAAUAUAUAUUUAAAAUAACAUCAAUUUAAGGUUCUUCUGAAGUACAUUUUAUAAUCCUAUUCUGCUUUGACACCUAAAACAUCAAUUGAUUACUAUUUCUAGAGCAGCUUAAUUAGCCAGGCUGUUUUAUUCAUACAUUCUUCAAUAAAACACGUGCAGUACUAAAUGCCUAUAAAAUGUGUUUUGUAUACAUAAAACCCCAGAGUUCUGCAUGGUGCAGUUGUCAUUGAUGUUUCAUGGAAAACAUAAAGCAGAGGGCAAAUCUGCAGGGAAGGCAACACAAGAAGCAAAAAUGAGGGAUUAUCCAAGGGUCAGCUGCCCUCUUAAAACUAGCUGUAGUUGUAAUGAGCCCAAAACUUCCUCAGAGGAAUAGUGCAAGGGUUUGAAGUAGUUCUAAUGCAAUUUAAAUAUUUUCACUAAGCACUGUAGCCAAUUAAACAAGAAAAUUUUCUAAGUCUUCCUUUACCCGCGGUAGGUCAAUGUUAGCUCACCUGUUGUAUUUUACUCUCAGCAAGCCAAAAUAUUCCAAAUAUUUUUUUACAUGUAAAAAGUAAUCUGAAGCUGUAUGUAAGUACUUGUAAAUCACCCAGAACAAAAAGAUUUACUUUCAAGAACUGGUGGCAUUCCCCUGCGACACGCUGUCUGAUGAAGCAGCUUGCUCAGACCUGUGUUCGGUUGUUGACUGAGAUGUUGCUAAAGACAGGCAUGACAAAAUAUUCACAGUACAACUGCACUAAGAUCCAAACUCAUUAUUCUACCAGCAUUUUUCCCUGUGGUAUACUCUGCUCUUUAUGCAUCCACAUAAUUUCUUCUUUGUCUCAUUUUCCCAAGAAGUCCAUUAAAAGGAGCACGAGAAGCCUGCAUGGGUAGAGAAAUCAUUCUGACUGCACCUGUAUCUGUGGUUUAGCAUCUUCAUUUCCCUUUACAUCUUAGCAUGAAAAAGAGACUUUUUCAAGGUGGACAGAGUAAAAUCUGAUAUGAACUUUAGCAGCUGAAUGUUGAAGAAGAACCAUUCAUUCUGAGCGUGUGAUGAAGGAAAAUAGCAUUUGGUAAGAAAAACAUUUCAGUUUCAAGCUUCCAAAUGGCAUUUAUAUUUUUAAGAGAAAGUUGAAGGGAUAAGUUUAUAAGGCAAAAAGUUAACAGCACUGAAAAUCUCAACACUAUUGCCAGGAAAAAUCACUGACUGAUUUUGUCUUUUAUGUUGAGGUCAUAUUUUAUGGAUAUGGCUCUAAUUUCCCCUGUUGCUAUAAAUAGAAAUUUUGCUAUCAGGCAAAGUCACGUCCUGUAAUAUUUGUAAUGCAAGUAUUUCUAGUGUGCAUUUUUUUUGUGGGGUAUAAUAGACAGUGGAAUUCGAUUUGGUGUCUGCUGAUUUAAUAAGGGCUAGAUCAGGCCCACUAUGUAAUGCUCUGUUUUUGUAAACAUGCUGUUUACUAGUUGCAGAGCCCUUGACUUGAAAUCAAACAACGAAAGCCCACCAAGGCAGAGGGGAAGGCAGCUCGCUGAGGGAGUAUGACAUUUAUUAGAUAUUCCAUACAUGCUCAGAGAACAGACGUAAACCUUGCAGGAGCCGAGGGUCCUUUGCUGAUGCAGAAGUUAAGUGUGUUACUGUGACUUCUUGAGACAAUCGAGCAGCAGCAGAAAACUGGUGCCUUGCACCAGUCCAUAACAGCACUCCUCUCCCAGCUUGGAAAAAAAAUAAUAAUAAUAACAUAGGCUUAUCAAAGUACAAAUACAGGUUUGCAGUAUAUGUGCAGCUUUAAAAAUGAAUGUUGCUUUCUCAACAGCGUUACAGUUUUCACAUUGUCACAUCCUUGGAAAAUCUUACAUGCCGGAAGUCGUCUGUAGCAUAGGAAAAGCUUGAAAUCAGGCUCGUGUUCCCAAUCUUAUCCUAAGUAGAAGUAGGGAAUUAUUAAAAUCAUUUAAAUGGUGCUCUAGGCACUAUUUGUAUUUCAGUAAUCCACUACUUGCAAUUACUUAUAUUUUUCAGAAUGUUCAUUAGAUGGCUUUUCCUUCCUGAUGACAGAAUAACAAAAUAACAGAACAUAUUUGUUUUCUAGUAAUUAUGCAUGAAAGCUCCAAAUAAAUUAGCAAAUGUUUCAGUGUGUAGAGUGAUGAAAAUGAUAAAAAUCUAUCUAGCAUUCUGGAAUAUUGCACUACUCUAGAAAUUUUAGACAUGCAAGAUACUGCUGUGAAUUUCUCAAAUUGAAGCUGUAUUUCAUAAUUAAAAUGAUACUUCAGUAAAAGAAAAUGUAUACCAGAUAACACAUAAAUGAUGUGUGUUCAGCGUGCUAAUUAUUGUAAAUCCUUGUAAAUAUUGAGAUCCUUUCUGUCAUUUUCUUUAUAGCUCAAACUGAUUAUUGUACUGUGAAUUUGCAUGACACAAUAGUGGAAAAGCAACUUCCAUUUAGAUAGCACAAUUAUUUUCUUUAGAAUGAAAUUUAAUCAACUAAUUUAAGGGAUUGUGGUUUAAUCACUUAAUAUUUUGGACAUAAUUAGAUAGCAUUUUUUGUUAAAAUGUGCUGUAUUGAUUUGCAAGAUGGGUGCAGACUCUAAAUUUAAUAGUGAUGGACUUUUAUUUUUCUUAAUGUGUGAAUCAAAAUGUAUUUUAAAGUCUUCAAAUAUGUAUUUACGUAGUGAAAUACAGAGGCAGUGUUACUGACAGCAUGAA